AUUUGCUUUUAUGAGUGUCACAAUAUCCUCAAUUCCUCAUAUAGCACGUGCAUUUUUCUGCGUUAGAAACAAAAAAUUUCUUCUACUCAAUUCAACAUGUCCACUGAAGAAUGGAUAGAAAAAUGCAUAAGGGAGGAACAUAUAAAAUAUUAUGAAUUUAGUGAAUUUAGUGAAAUAAGAGAAAUAGGUAAUGAAUUAUUUGGUAAAAUGUAUAAAGCAAAUUGGAAACAAAGUGAAAAAUGUAUAGUUUUAAGAUCAUUUAAUUUAGAUCAUGCUACUGUUAAAGAAAUCAUCCGUGAGAUAAAAUUACGUAGGGAAGUUGAUUUUAAUGAUAUGAUGAUGAAAUUUUAUGGGAUAACUAAAACUUCAGAUAAAAAAUAUUUAUUAGUAUUAGAGUAUGCAGAAGGAGGUACACUUCGCAAUUACUUGAAGGAGGAGUUUACUUCGUUAGAUUGGCAAGAUAAAUACAGAUUAGCCUUUCAGUUAUCGAGUGCAAUAGAAUAUUUGCAUGAAAAAGAAACAAUACAUGAAGACCUGAAUUCGAAUAAUAUAUCCAUACAACAAAAUUCAAUUAAAUUAGCGGAUUUCGGGUUGAGUAAACGUAUUAAAAGUACCGAUCAAAUUUCAUUUGACACAGUUCCUUAUGAUGCCCCAGAAGGAUUUAAUAUUACGGGAGGAAAUUUACAGGACGUAAAUAGAGAGAAUAAGCAGACAGAAAAAUUAAAAAAAAGUGAUGUUUAUAGCACUGGAGUAUUGUUGUGGGAAUUGUCUAGUGGAAAAAGACCUUUCGCCGACAAAGAAUAUAACAUCUCUUUAGCCAGAAAAAUUUCCCAAGGAUUAAGAGAAGGUAUAGUAGAGGGUACCCCCAAAGAAUAUUCUAACCUUUAUGCAAAGUGUUGGGAUAGCGAUCCAGGCAAAAGGCCAACAAUUCAAGAAGUUACCAUUAUUUUAAAGUCGAUGAUAUCGUCACAGCAAACACAACAGGUGAUUAAACAACUUAAGUUGAAUCAUGGACUAUUCUUGGACGGGUAUAGGAUAGAACCUAGCAAACAAGCAGUGCUUUCUGAAAAUGGAAUAUUAAAUAUAAGUUUAUACAGAGAACAACCUUUAAUAUAUACUUAUGUAAACAAUCACGGUUCUCUUACAAAUUUAUUGAGUUUUGAUGAUAAUAAUGAACUUAACGAAGCUUUACAACCAUCAGAUAUAUGUAUUAAUUUUCCGGUCGCUGAAAUUACCUAUAAUGCUAAUUUAUUAGAGUCCUUUUCAAAUUUUAUGAAUGGCGAUGAAACAUUAUAUGAAACGUAUGGCCAUCUUUUCGCUAGAAAACUUUUAGUUGGCGGUACAUUAUUUAUUGAUGAUUUUAAAUCAAUUACUUCGAAACAACAAAUUGACUCUUUUAAAUUUCUCUUAACAUGGGUAUAUAAUUCUGUUAAAUAUAAUAAAGAAAUUCCAUUUAAUAAUUUAUCUUCUUUGAAUUUUUUUCCAAAAUUAAGAACGUCAGGCGGAAAAAAGUUACUUGCUCCGGUAGAUUUAAUCAAUUGGAUGAAUAAAUUAUAUCAAGAUAAUAUGUUAGAUAUAAUUUCAUAUACUAAUCUUAUUCUCAUUUCUGAAUUAAGACUUGGGAAAUCAUCAUCAAUAGAUGCUUUUCAAGAAAAACAACCUGGAAUUGCCAAUUUCAAAGAAAAAUUAAGUUUAAAAGAUUGGGUUGGUGAUUCAAUAUGUGUUAUAUAUGUUAAUCUGGCAAGAUGGGUUAAGGAGUUUCAUCUACUUCAAGGUAUAAUAAUUAGUAAAUAUCUUAGAUUAGAAAUUAGCAAGAAAACUGCUGUUAGUUUCGUUAAUGUUCCUUCAGUAAAUUUAAGUAAAAUAUGUGAUAUAUCUCAUUUGAAUAUGAUAAAGCCGACAACUAAUUUAGAAAAAAUUUUAAUAUCUAAUAAUAUAUUUCCGACUGAGAACGCCAGGGAUAUAAGUACUUUUCCAUUUAUAAAAGGAUUAAUUAAAGAAGAUAAUUUAAAUUAUAGAAAUUAUACACAUUUUCUAGUGAGGCGCGAACGAUAUAAAAUUUCAUUAAGUUCGUCAAGUUCGCUUGACAUUGAACCUUCGGAAGAAUUUGAACUAGCUAUUGAAGAAGCGAUUGAAAGCAUGAGACCAUUUGUAUUUUUACAAAGUGUAUUUGAUGAAUAUGGCCAUUUGUUCCCAUUAACUAUUUUCAUAGGAAAAUCUCUUAAAAAUAUUUUAUCAAAUUCACCUAAAAAAAUUGAUUUAGGAUCACCGACAUUUGAAUCGUUAAAAUUGCAUUUGGAUAAUUUAAAUAUUUCAUAUCUUUUAACAAAAAAAGGAAAUAUCGUUGAAAAAAAUGAUUUAUCUAAUUGGAUUAAAGAUGAUGAUAAUUUAGAAAUUAUUGAAUUUGAAAAUGUAAUUUCUUUAUAUGACAUUCUUGAAGUAGAACAACGGAGGAGAAUAGAUGUUGUAUUAAAUAAACAAGAUGAGGUUAAAAUUAUAAUGACAGGGAUUGUUGAUUUGGAAGAUUUAGAUAAUAAUAACAUUGAGCAUUAUAAACGAAUAAACGUAAACCCAUCAUUGGAAAGUGAAAAUUACGAAGUUUUUGGAUCAAUUAUUUCGGAUCAUGGUUUAAGGAUAGAAGAUUUUUCUGUUACAUUUGGUUUAUAUGACUUUAAUGGAUUUUCUGCAACGAUAAAAACUUUAAAUAAUGCAAGCGUUAAUAUUACAAAAUGUUAUAUUUUAUGGAUGAUUGUUGGAAAUCCUUCAGAAUUAUUAGUAUUUAGUCCAAAGAAUCGAGAUAUAAAGGUUAAUUAUGUUAAAGAAAGUAUUGCACUAAAACCCGACAUUUCUUGCUAUUCAAUUAAAUCUUGUCAAUUAUCUGAAGAUUAUACAAUUUUUUUAAAUUAUUAUUGUUUAACAGCAAAUUACGAACCUAUAGACAUUAAAUUAGUCAAAUGGUCAAAUGACUCUAUUGAUUUUCAAAUAGUUGAAUCAAAUAAUUCAAAUUCAAAUACAAAUGAAAGUAAUGAAAUAAAUGAAAUAGUGGCUAUUAUCGUUGAUGUACAUAUUUUUAUUUUAUCUUCAGAUUAUAAAAGUUUAAAAAUUGAUAAUGAUGAGAAAGAAUGCAAUUUAAACUUAAUUGGAUAUGCGCUAACUGAAGAUAUUUAUAGUGAUAAUAGUAUUAAUAUUUUCAUUAAUGAAUUAUUGUCAUUUUACAAAGAUUGUUCUAUUCUAAAAGAAAAAGGUGAAUUAAUUAGAAAACAUAUAGUAUUAAAAAAAGAAAAUGAAAAUAAAAUAUUUAAUUAUCUAUUGAGUUUUAAAAAUAAAAAGCAAAAUAUUAUUCUUUUAGCAGAUUUUUAUAAACAUGGAAUUGGGACAGAGAAAGAUGAAAUUAAAGCAUUUGAAUUAUAUAAAAAAGCAGCUGAAAAAGGUCAAAUUGAUUCAAUAUAUAUGCUUGGAAAAUGUUAUCAAAAUGGAGAAGGAACAGAAAAGAAUUUAGGAAAAGCCUUUUAUUGGUAUCAAAAAGCAGCAGAAAAUAGUGUUAAAGAAGCAAUGUUUAAUUUAGCUAUUUUUUAUAAAAAUGGAGAAGGAACAGAAAAGAAUUUAGAAAAAGC
Rhizophagus irregularis DAOM 181602=DAOM 197198 is the source of this 3614-nucleotide messenger RNA. RefSeq lists its product as uncharacterized. Gene Ontology annotation, molecular function: protein binding; protein kinase activity; ATP binding. Gene Ontology annotation, biological process: protein phosphorylation. The record is from RefSeq and is a predicted model, not a curated record. Lineage: Eukaryota; Fungi; Glomeromycota; Glomeromycetes; Glomerales; Glomeraceae.